Molecule: messenger RNA, 1133 nt
Organism: Raphanus sativus (radish)
Lineage: Eukaryota; Viridiplantae; Streptophyta; Magnoliopsida; Brassicales; Brassicaceae
Product: F-box protein At2g02240
Exons: 3
Coding region: 98-955 (285 amino acids)
Molecular function (GO): protein binding
Source: RefSeq, a predicted model, not a curated record
AACAGAGGUGACUUUUGAAACAGUCACGAGUCUUUGUAUUAAAACAUAAUAAAGCCCUGGCCUCUCCAUCCCUUUUCCUCCACAAUCUUCCAAAACGAUGAUGCAGGCAACGAUGGGACAAAAACAAGGCGUUGAAUCUAGAGGAGAUAUCAUCACCACGGGGCCGUCGCCGUUUGAUUUCUUGCCGGAGGAUUGCAUCUCCAAAAUAAUCUCCUUCACAAGUCCGCGUGACGCGUGCGUCGCCGCUUCGGUUUCUAAAAGCUUUGAAUCUGCGGUUAAGUCAGAUACCGUGUGGGAGAAGUUUCUUCCGCCGGAAUAUUCCUCUUUGAUCCCACGAUCGAGAGUUUUCUCGUCCAAGAAGGAGCUCUAUCUCACCCUAUGCGAUGAUCCUGUUCUCAUCGAAGAUGGCAAAAAGAGCUUCUGGUUAGAGAAAGCGAGUGGGAAAAGAUGUAUUAUGUUAUCUUCCAAGGAAGUGUGGAUCACAUGGGGAAGUAGUCCACAAUAUUGGCGAUGGGUUUCAAUUCCUGAAUCUAGGUUUGAGAAAAUAGCAGAGCUUCUCAACGUGUGUUGGUUUGAGAUUCGUGCGGGGAUGCAUACUCGUUACCUAUCUCCAGGAACUCGUUACUCGGUUUACAUUGUGUUCAAGACAGAGGACGGAUGUCCUGGAUUGGGUGAUAUCCCGGUAGAAGCUGGAGUUGGGUUGGUUGGACAAGAAUCUUCUCAAAAUUUGAUAUACUUUGUUGGGCCUAGUGGUCGAAGGAGAGAUAGAGAAAGGAGAGAUGUUACAAGACCAAAGGAGAGGGAAGAUGGGUGGAUGGAAGCUGAGCUUGGUGAGUUGUACAAUGGAUCAUGCUGUGAUGAUAUCUCGGUUAGUGUUGUUGAGAUUAAAUCUCCAUAUUGGAAACGUGGUUUGAUUAUUCAAGGAUUUGAAUUCCGCCCCUCAAAAACUCAGUAACAGCUAUAUGCAGUUUCUGGUUUAUGGUUGUUUGCUUCAGUUCCAUGUCUAAGCAAAGUGAAACGAUUUGUUGUAUUGUAAUGUUUUCGAAAUUUCAAGUCUUUUUGGAUUGAAUGUUUGCAUGGUUUGAUUUUGAUCACAUGAAGAAGUCAAUAAAAAAAUUGUGUGUUACUCCCUU